Molecule: messenger RNA, 899 nt
Organism: Pseudonaja textilis
Lineage: Eukaryota; Metazoa; Chordata; Lepidosauria; Squamata; Elapidae
Gene: RBP7
Product: retinol binding protein 7
Molecular function (GO): lipid binding
Source: RefSeq, a predicted model, not a curated record
CAUAAAUUUGGCGCUCAAAUUGUCGUAAAGUCAAGAGCUAUCUAUAUUGUGCCUCGUGGAUCUUUAAAUAAACUCCAACAAAAACUCUGGUCUUCAAUUUUGUUGUGCCUGUGACUCAUGAAACAGUUACUUUAGCUCUACACCCUGGGUUAGAGCUGACCUGAACUUUAUCCCUAGGGGCCCAACAGCAACCGAUCCCACCUCCUAUUGUAAGUCCUUCCCACUUCCCCUUAUAUAAAGAAGGCACAGGGUGGAAAUGAGAGCUGCUCAUUUGCAUCCUUGGACCUUUUUAGUUUGGUGUUCAUCUCAGGUGCUCCCUCUCUUCAGAACAUGUCGGUGGACUUCAAUGGUACCUGGAAUUUUGUCCGGUCUGAGAAUUUUGAAGGCUAUAUGUUGGCUUUAGGUAUAGAUUUUGCAACUCGCAAGAUAGCAAACUUGUUGAAGCCCCAGAAGGUCAUAAAACAGGAAAAGGAUUUCUUUUCUAUCAGGACAACAAGCACUUUUAGAAACUAUUUUGUUGAGUUCAAAAUUGGAGAGGAGUUCGAUGAAGAUGGCAAAGGAUUGGACAACCGUAAAUGCAGAAGUGUGGUGAUUUGGGACAAUGAUAAACUUGUCUGCACCCAGAAUGGAGAAAAGAAAAACAGAGGCUGGUCCCACUGGAUUGAAGGAGAUGAGCUGUAUUUGGAGCUCCGUUGCGAAGGCCAGACAAGCACGCAAGUUUUCAAGCGAGCAUGAUUCUCAAACAGAACUCUUCAGAAGGAAAGCUGUGCAAGGCAUCUUCAAGACCUCUUUUCACUUCAAGUCAACAACAAUGUGGAAGCUUCAGUAUUUUCUCCAUUAUUGGAAAUGCUCUUAAGGAUUCCAAGAGCAAAUAAAGGCGGCUGUUACAUUCAUUAAAC